UUGGAUGAAUGGAGCGUUCCCACGAGCCACGGAUGUUCCGCUAUGUUCCUAAUUGGCGGCUCAGCUGAACUCCCACGCCUGGCCCGCGCUCGCCUUCAGCCUCUCCCAUGGGCUCGCCAGUAUCGUUUGUUUUAUCCAGGAUGGCUGCUUGUGGAGGCACCACCAAAAACAGGCUCACGGUGAAUAAGCACGUCUGGGACUUCCUGACCAAGGAGAGCUCUGCCAAACUGGUCAAGCUGAAGGAAGAGAACAAGGUGAGCAUCUUGAUCGAUGGCGAGACUUCGGAGAUCUACGUCCUGCAGAUCACCAUGCCUGCCCACGGGCCCAGCAACGGCCUUUACCUGGCUCGCAAGGCCCUCAAGGCCCUGCUCAAGGAGACGGAGAAAGAGCUCAAGAAGGCCCAGCGCCAGAGUGAGCUGAUGGGUUGCAUGGCCUUGAUGGAGAAGAACCGGGAGCACGGGGCGGUGGAGCUGCACCGCCGAGGGGCCGCCUUGAUCUCCAGAGGGCAGCAGACCUCCGGGCCGAGAGUGGUUGGUGGCGGCGGAGGGGUGGCCAGCUGCUCGCGGGGAGGGGAGGAGGAACAGGACAGCCAGUGCCCCAUCUGUUUGGGGGAGAUCCAGAACAUUAAGACUCUCGAGAAGUGCAAGCACUCCUUCUGCGAGGAUUGCAUCACCCGAGCGCUGCAAGUCAAGAAAGCCUGUCCGAUGUGUGGGCGCUUCUAUGGGCAACUGGUGGGCAACCAGCCUGAGAACGGGCGCAUGCUGGUCUCCAAGGACUCGAGUCUGCUGCUCCCGGGCUAUGAGAAAUACGGCACCAUCAUCAUCCAAUAUGUCUUCCCGCCUGGGAUACAAGGAGUGGAGCACCCUAAUCCUGGAGUUCGCUACCCUGGCACCACCCGUGUUGCUUACCUGCCCGACUGCCCAGAAGGCAACAAGGUGCUGGCACUGUUCCGCAAGGCCUUUGACCAGCGCCUCACCUUCACUAUCGGCACCUCCAUGACCACCGGCCGUGCAAACGUCAUCACCUGGAAUGACAUCCACCACAAAACCAACUGCACUGGAGGACCACAGCUGUUUGGCUACCCUGAUCCCACGUACCUUGCUCGGGUGCAAGAGGAGCUGCGGGCCAAGGGUAUCACCAAUGACUGAUCAUGUUCCUCGCUGCCCUGCGUCCAACCACGGCACCUUCAUUUUUGUCAGGCUGUGGCAGGAGCCAUGGGCAUCCAUCCAAGCCACCUGACUCACAGCUUGUUCUUGACCCUGGAUGGGUGGGUGGGGCAGAGCCCAGGCAUUCUGGCUGAGAAGGUGUUUUGAAUGGAAGUUGGCUUGAUACAAGGGGAAUGGAGGGGUUGUCUGCGUUCAUGCGUGUGCCUGUUAGACAUAUGUUUGAGUGGGUUGAGUGAGAAAGUUGGCACCUUGGAACAGAAUGCAGUGCUGGUAUUCAGGACUGUACCACUUCAGCCAGCUUGCUGGGGGUGGAUUUCAGAUUUUGGAAUCUCCUUCUGGGGAGAAAAACAAAACCACCCUCCGUAGCUAUAGUGACUUAGCAUGUCAGGCAGAAGGCUUUGCUUAAUGGCUUUCUGCGCCAUACUUGUUGGAGGCCUUGGAAGGGCCUUAAAAAUAACUCUCCCCACCUGCAGUCUGAAGUAAUAUAGCCCAAUUUGCAUGAGCAGAUUGGCUCCUGGAGAGCUGGGAGGAGGUCCUUUUGAGUUUUAAACUGCAGAUAGAAAUGUCUGGGUCUCAUUUUGUCAGAGAAAAUUAUCUGUGCGCAUGUGAGAGAGAAAGAAAAAAUGAUUACAGAAAUAGAAUGUCUAUGUCUUUUUAACCUCAUGGCCAUACAUGGAGGGCACAAAUAGUAGUUUCUGCACUCUGUUCUUUUGGGUCAGUCACUCUUGGCCUAACCCCCCUCCCCUUACAAGGUUGUUCUGAAGAAAAAGUGAAGUGUGGAGAGCUUUGCAUGCUACCCGAAGAUCCAGGCUGGAAAAAGUGGGGGGAGGUAAAUUUCUAUCCAUUCUGACCCUCCAAACUCAGUCCUUAUUUCCUUCUCCCCAUUUCCUUUACUUUAAACUCCCAAAGUUCCAAAUACUUUGGGAAUGAGAACCAGAAUAAUAAAAAAAUUAAGUAAACUAUUUACAAAA
This is a messenger RNA of Heteronotia binoei (common prickly gecko), 2137 nucleotides long. It is a transcript of the gene DTX3, whose product is annotated as deltex E3 ubiquitin ligase 3. The record is from RefSeq and is a predicted model, not a curated record. The coding region runs from base 108 to 1148 and encodes 346 amino acids. Gene Ontology annotation, biological process: Notch signaling pathway; protein ubiquitination. The transcript has 5 exons. NCBI's taxonomy places the organism in Eukaryota, Metazoa, Chordata, Lepidosauria, Squamata, Gekkonidae.